UGUUAUCUUUUUACUGUCCGUCAUGCGUUGUUCCUCAAUAAACAAAACAAAAGUUUUGAAUAAACAUACUUUUGCUCCUCAAUAAGAUAGUAACGUUAAAAAUAAUAUUCAGAAAAAUGUUAUUAACGAUGUUUGCCUAGAAACCGGUUGUAAUUUUUAUUACCUGACGUAAUCAGUCCGUGACACCAUCGGCUUUAAUAAAAUGCAGGCUGCUUUCAACGAGAUUAAUUUCCCUUUUGAAUAAGGUUGAAAAUAAGCUGCGGACGCUUGUGGGUACUUUCAAAAGUGCUGUGCAAUUUCCUAUGUAACGGGAGUGAGUGGCAAUUAAUUAGUGGUAGUUAUUGGCUUGAAUCGGCGCCUCAGUUCAGCGAGACCGAUGCUGAUAUUGUGAUCUAUCCUUAAUUUUCGAAAUGAACGAUCCGUGGGACGUGAAAUCGGUGCGGCAGGCGGGCCAGUACAUGUCCUGUAUGAAGAUUAAUGGAGUUCCACUGCUGCCGCCCGUUUUAUCAAAAGAAUGCAGGAAAGAGAUGCAAUAUUAUAAACUGCUUGCAAAAGAAGUUGAAAAGCGCAUAUCUGUGCUCAAACCAUAUGUAAAUGAUAGUGAUUCAGAUUCCAGUGAUGAUAGAACUGAUGCCCCUGAAAUUCCAGAGUGUGAGCAGAGCUAUGAUUUGCCGCAAGAUGAGAUCCAAGCAGUUUAUGAUGUUAACUUAGGAAAAAUAAAAGAAACACCAUGUGAUAAAUAUUCAGAGCAAUCUAUUGUAGAUACUCGUAAAUCUCUUCCAAUAGUCAAUGAAUAUAAUAAUAAAAUUUCUGAUAUUGCAUCUUCAAAGUCACCUGAAAGUCAGUCUUUUAAUUCAAUUCCUGAACAUAUUAUUGCUGACCUAAGUCUAAACAUUAGUGAAACUAGUAAGAAUGGUCUAGAUAAAGUAACGAAAACACCACAAAAGGAAACACUAAUGGAUGUACCCGAAAGAGACUACAAUUUCCCUAAGAAACAAAUACAAAAAGAAUUGAUAACUGAUGUAGACACUCUGCAAGAUAAACGAAUACAAAAUAUUGUAGAUUUUAGUUUCUCUAUUGAUAAGGCUGUUUUGUCAGAUCCAUGUCCAAAUUACCCUUUAAAUCAAGAUGGGCCAUCGUCAUUGAGUUCUAAGAGCUUCACAGGGUCUCUGAAUGACUUACAUACUGACAGCAUGAAGGAUUCCCAAAAAGCACCAAACUUAGUACGACAAAGGUCAUACACAUUGCUAAAGCCCAGUCCACAAUUACUGGCUCAUCUAGAAGUGCAGUCACUUAACACAGGUGUUGAAAUGAGUUGCAUAUCAAUGAGCGAGUCCUUAUCAAACCUUAGCUCUCCAAGUAAAAAGAGGAGAAGCUGGGACCUUGAGUCUGCUAAAGUAAAAUGGUCAUCAAUGGCUGUAGAAUUGAAUAAGAAAAAUGUAGCCAAUUUAUCGAAAGUCAAUGGACUUAACAAAAGUCCAGUGAAUAGGACUAUAAAUAAGAAAGUACCUCAAGCUUCUCCACCACGUCCUAAAUCUCUAACCCAAGACAAACCACGACGCAACAGUGUAGCAACCAGAUCAUUGCCUAAGUCAGAACCUGUCCAGAAGGGAAUUAAGAGAUCUCAGAGUCCUGUUAGAAAUGCGUCUGCCAAUCACACCCCUGCUAAAGAACCCCCCGCACCUAAAUCUACCGUGCAAAAGAAAGAGAAUAUUCCUCCAAAACCUUUGAUCUCUGAGUCAGAAGAUCCGGCUACGCGGGUCAAAGAACUAUACGAAAAGAUACAAAAACAACAACUAAUCCAGAUGGCGAGUCUCGUGGAGAAGCAAAAGAGAGAACAAAUGCUUCUUCAGCAGGUAUUUGAGGAACAAAACAACUUGCUUUAUAAGCAAUUGAAAACUAUUUGCCCUAAAUCACCUAUCGAAGUAAAAGAAGCCUGGAAUGACAAAAGUGCUGUCGUCAUUGACCGCGGUCCCGUGAGCUUAAGUCAAUUGAUCAACACGAAAUCUCCAGAGCAGAGUGUGUACGAUAGUCCAGUAUCUUCUACUCUAACAGAGACCAAUAACUAUAUCAGUCACUGUGACGACGUAUUGAAACUGAGUAGAGACAUAACUAGUAGUAUUAAAAGUCAGCAAGUACAGUCGCGCACUCAGAAUGGUAGUCAGUCUUCGAGGCCUCAAACUGAUGGCAGCAGAACUAGAACUCACUCACCAUCCUCCAGGACAUCGCGAAAACUAAUUUACGACACGAGCGCGUCCUCUGAUCGCGAAUAUGACGCGAUUCUAACAGACCGAACGAACGAUACCUUAGCUGAUCUGAACGUCACUUUUCCUACUGACUGUACCGAUGACAGUAAUUCAUGUAAUGGAAUGGUAAUCAACCAUCUCUGCGGCGCAGAGUUGGCGAUGGUUCAUAAGAGUCCUGUCCCUACGAGUGUAAAUUGCAGGUCGUCAGACACUGCAAUGAGCUGCGUGGAGGACACUAUCCAAAAUAUGGGUCGACGGUCCAAACCUGUGAAAGAUUUUCAACCAACACCUCAACAGCGCGCCGCGGCCACUACUAUUGUGGCUUACGCUAAGGGGUAUUUGGUACGGCGCCUGAUGCGAACGGAGCGUGUGCAAUCAACGGUGCAGACUAUACGCGACGCGCUGGUCUGCGCGCUGCAGCUCCAUCAGGACAGGGAGGGCAUCAGGGGCGCCGAUGUAGACCUCCACAGGCGGCUUAUCCAGCAGAUCACGGCAGCGUGCUACUCCCUGCACGAGACGUUUGUAACGAGCACGUCGGCGGAGCGAUGCGCGGUGAUCGCAGGCGAUCGCACGCGUCGGCGGUCGGUCGCUGCGCGGAACACGCCACCGGUUCACAGGCACCACCGACAGCCGGACAUAAUGUCACAAAGCCACAGCGGUGUGUUUACAACGCGUGCAAAGCGCCCCGCGUCGGGCUCGCUCAUGACUCAAUCCAAUUAUGAAACGUUUAGCGGCGACAAGUGUGGGUCGGCCGCUCGCUCUCGCUAUAUGCCCAGCCCGCGGCGUCGCCCGUGGCGCUGACAGUCGCCGCCGCCGCCGCACCUACCCUACCCCUGCUUACCACGUUUCUUCGCUCACUGCUGGUACAAAUCUGACAUUUAAAGGUUUUAUUAGGCCGUUGUUAUACAGUCGGGUCGGACGUCAGGUUGUCAGAAUGCGAGUAAUGCUCCAAUCCAAUUGGCGGAUCUCUUAAGGACGUAGAAAUCUAGUGAAACUAACCGACUGUAUAUCAGCAGCCUUACUUAUUAAUACGCAGUGUUGAUAGCGUCAUAAAUCAUAGAUAUUCAAAUAUGUAUUGGUGUUUUUUUAUUUUACAAAGUUGUUUUUUUUUAGUUCAACUGAAAUGGUGCAUAUUUAAGUCACAAGAUUAAAUUAGUUAACGAAUUAUGAUUAUUAAAAUUGCUACUACCACUUUAAUUAUAAUUUACACUAAUAAUAUUUUAACACAGGAAGUGUCAAACUAAUACUGAAUUUGAAAAACGGAGACAGACUUUAUACAAAGUCAAAAAUAACUGUAAUAUGCAAUAAAUAUAGUAUUACUGCAGUAUCUAUUUAGACAACACUUUAACCGUCCCACUUACGAUGGUCGCCGGUUCAAUCCCCGCAAAAUAUAAACAUUUAUAUUUAUGACUAUUACAUAUUUACAUAAAAACAACUUUAUUUCUGUCAGUUGUAAUAUCAAGCUCUGUUUUGAUGGUGUUGCGUGAAUUGUCCAGGGUUACUUAUAUA
Molecule: messenger RNA, 3755 nt
Organism: Achroia grisella
Lineage: Eukaryota; Metazoa; Arthropoda; Insecta; Lepidoptera; Pyralidae
Gene: Cp110
Exons: 6
Coding region: 411-3047 (878 amino acids)
Biological process (GO): regulation of cytokinesis; centrosome duplication; centriole replication
Cellular component (GO): centriole
Molecular function (GO): protein binding
Source: RefSeq, a predicted model, not a curated record